AUGAUGAUUUCACAAUCUAAAUUAGAAAUUAAAAGAAUAUUUUCAUUGGAACAAAGAGUUGCCGAGUUAGAAAAUCAACUUUUAAGGGCCUCUGCCAGUGCUUUGGAAAAACGUGUUAAAGAAUUAGAGUUUUCUUUAAAAGAGUCAAACGAAGAAUAUUAUAAUUCAAUUGGAGGCGUGGAAGAAGUGAUAGAUAAAGAAAGUGAUAUUAUUUAUGAAAGAAUUUUAAAACUUGUCGAAACUAUGAAAUUAGAUUGCACGCGAUCAAUAAACUUCAAAAUACCAGUACAUUCCGGACUACCGAAAUUUCCAACAAGACAAAAUUCCAGAAGUAAUUUAUCAAAAGCAUCCACCGCAAACAUUGCCAGACCAAGAACUCCAAGUUUAGCCGGUGCCUCAAGGCCAUCCACUCCAUCCGGUAUUCAAAGACCAAGCACCCCAUCGCCAACAUCAUUAACAUCAUCACCAUCGUGCAUACAGCGACCAAGCACCCCAUCUGGUAUUCAGAGCCCUUCAUCAAUUCAACGGCCAAGUGCUCCAUCCGGUAUUCAAAUUCCUUCGAAUACAAACAAUUAUAUAGCACCAAUAUACACAAAUAUUAACAAUAAUAAUAACAGUGCACCCAACGUCACAUCUAUUCCAUCAAGGCCAAGUACACCUGGUACAAUAUCGCCGCCAUUAACAACAACAACAGUAUUCACAUCACCUAUAAAAACUGCAAUACCAGCUCAUAUUCCAAUCAUGCGUAAUUGUCGUCAAUCAACUGUGUAA
Molecule: messenger RNA, 771 nt
Organism: Entrophospora candida
Lineage: Eukaryota; Fungi; Glomeromycota; Glomeromycetes; Entrophosporales; Entrophosporaceae
Source: the annotation of a GenBank genome assembly